UGGACGUCAUCUGUCUGCCCGUACGUCCGUUGUCGGAGACAAAAAGCCGCCGUUUGUUUCUCCUGCGCCCUCAGCGCUGGAUAAGUGCCUUCGCUAUCGAGGCAGUUUCGCCUCUCUUGCCUCCAAGAGGAGGACCACGCGAGAAAUGUGUACAACAACUCAAAUGUGCCUGUUGGUUGACCCCAAGAAAACAAAUCCGCUGACGCUUGCGGCUGCUCCGUCUUUAUGCGCGGGUUUUCUGGCGCAUGCCCGUGUUUGACUUGUCAUUGCUCCACGGUUUUUCUCUCACAAACGAGAGGAACAACUUGACACGGUUGACAGUCUCCUGUGCCAGCUCACACAGCGACCACCACCGGAGACACCUAAGAUUUCAUCAAAGUGCUCGAACUGGAGAUCCGUUUUCAAAAUUUUUCUCGCUGAGAUAAAGCUGACCUCCUGGCUUGCUCGGCGGCGUUCACCUGCGGAACAAGCCGCUCGUGAUUUCUUGUCUCGAUGUUUUCUCUCUGAAGGAAGAGAUAAAUGUGCAUUUGCGCCGAAAUGUUCUUCGGCCAAGAAGGUUCCCAGAUUGAGUUGGUUCUCUCGCUCCAUUUUUGCCUGGUAUUCAUUAACUGACUUAUCCCGAACUACGCUGUGUCACCCUGAAUCCGUUUGUUUUUACAUGAAGUUCUUCAAUUAUCAUCUUAAUUGCGAUGCAUGACCCUGGUUUCCUUUGUAUUAACUCUUAGCGUUCAAUUAGCUCUACCGUAACGAGAAUUGAAAGUAUGCUCGUUUUCCCCAAUUUAUUCUUGCUCGAGGCGACUUUCAGCUUCUUGAUGGCCUCUCGCCGACCCAGCCCGGGUGCCUUGUCUUUGUCUUUUAUCUGUUUUUACGUCUGCCGCGCGACGGUUGCGUUUCGCCGUUCUGACUGAGCCUUUUAUUUCGCUUUCUCACUUCACUUUUCUCUGCUCUUUGUGGUUACGUUCCUCAGUUUGGAUGCCGGUCCCGGGACCCUCUCGUGUUUCACGAAUAAUUGGAUGUGAAGACGCUGCGUGGUGUCUCUUUCUCUCGCAGCCUGUCUGUCUCUUUCCCUGCCUCCGCAGUUCGCAGAUCUGCCGCCUCUCCAGAAGAGACAGAAAAAACUGCACUCCUUCCUCAGGGUCGUUGUCCGUCUUUCUCGCAGAAAAACGCGUCGUUUUUCUUCCGUUGCUCUCUGUCGCGCUUCUGACGGCCACAGUGUCAUCACUGGAGCCACUGGUUCUCCUGUCUGUACACCGCAGACUCCACAGCUGCGUUUGCGUGCUUUCCAUCCUCCAACGAUUGUCUCCGGAAAACAUGGGACUUCUCGCCCCCGACGUGCUCUGCACGCUCCUCGUCGUUUUCUUCAUCCUUCGAGUUGGGAGCUUCCUGCAUCUCUGGCGCCUGUGGACUACCGGUUUGGCGAUCCCCGUCGGCAUCGCUCCCUCGCCUCGCAAGGACUCUUCUGGCAGCCGCGGAGACAAGCAGGAAGGCGCCGCACAUGCGGCAGGACCUCUGAAACCGAUUUCCCUGUGGCCGGUGGCGCGUCUCGCGGGUCUCGGCGUUCUGGAAGGCUUCCAGGAGUUGCGCGAAGCGUCGAAUUUUCUCCUUUCUUCACUGGGGUGCACAGCAGCUGUCGCGCUUCUUCUUCUCUUCAGAUGGCGCGUUCCUUCAGAUGGAAAACAAUUCGCAGAUUCCCUCUCCUCGCUGUCUCCUCUUUCUUCUCCUGAGGGUCGGCCGGGGGGUCUGUCGCCUCUCCCGCUUCUUCUCCUCGCCUUCGGCGCGUUCGUACGCUUGCAAUGGACCCUUCACCGUCGCUUCCUCCCUGCUCGCCGCAAACUGCCCGUCGGCCACCGUAUUGCAAUGGGAUUCUUCGUCGGAGGCGGUGUAGGCCUCGUCCUUGUCUCCGACUUCUUAGGAGUGAAUCGCCGCUUCGAGUUUACCUCGCUCCUUCCCGCCUAUUUUCGAGAGCUCUGGGGUCCUUUGAUCGAGUCUGCCGACUUCUGCGAGUGUGCUUUUGACACGCAGCUCCAUCUAUUUCAACGCGUCUGGUCCUUCUUCCUCUUCGGCGUGAAGGCCGCCUUCGUCGCCUUCCUCGCCUUCGAAGGCGCCGUCCUCGCUGCGCCGAUUCAAGUGGAAGCGAAUCUCAUUUCGGUUGCUCUUUACGCCACGGACUGCCUGCAGCCUGGAACUGAGGACGUCGUCAAGAGGCUCCAGCUGCCCUUGAUUCACCUCGAAAAACUCGCCAUUCCUCUCUUAGUUGUUCUCCCUUUCCUCUGGAUGCCCAGUGUCUACGCAACUCUCCUUUCGGAGACAGGCUUAUCUUCGCUUGGCUUCGGCGGUGUUCGCCUCCUGAUCGUGUGCAUCGCCGCGCUUCUGCUUCUUCGCCGCGCAAAACUCGCUGCUCAGGUCUCCACAGUGCUUGUCAUGCCCGCCGGAGAGGCUCGGCGCGAAGAGCAGGCAAAAACAGCCGGAGGAAGAACAGCGACGCGCCCAUCCACAGCAAACGCUUCUCGGCCUUCUUCUCCUUCGGUGCCCACACCCACCCCACAUCCAUCUCGCUCUCUGCUUCUUCGGCUUCUGGACCUGCUUGGACUUCCAGCUCGGCUCUUGAUUCUCAUGGCGCUCUGCAGUUUGCUGCUUCUUCUGCAAGCUCAACAGGGCCGCGACGGUCCGCUGCUGCUUUCGUCUCUCGCCUCCAAGAGCACCCUCGGAGAGGUCGCACCCCUCGACAUCCCGAGGAGGUCGUUGUCUCCAGUGUCUGCCUCAGUUUCUUCGAGUUCUCCGACGUCGAAAGACACUCCGUCGAGUGGUGACGCCGCCUCCACUGACGCGUCAUCUCCUGCUGUGACUGAAGGCUCCUCAAAACCAGAACGAACUGCUGCGGGCGGAUUCGUCCGGAGAGACAGCCGAGAGGCUCAUCGAACUUGCGCGCUGCUGUGGAGCUUCCUGGGCGACGCCGAACAGAGACGAAAAGGCCUUCAGACCCUUGGAAACCUUUCCGUGAGGGAAAAGAUUUCCUGGACUCGGGACGCAGCGCGCGUUCUGCUUCCCUUCAACUCUUCUUCGUUCGUGCCCUUCCUUCAGCAACUCUGCAGCACCGUUCUGGUGGGCACCGCAGCCACCGCGGCUUUUCUGUUUUCCUUCGCCUCGACUGAAGUUCGAAGGCGAGGCCUGCAGCAGCUGUCGAUUUGGGACGUCCACACCUCCUGAACGAGGAAGAAAACACGACUGAGGAAAUCCCUCGUUGAGGAAAUCUGGAAUCCGCGUUCCUUUUCGAUGUGCUGGUUCUCUCCAAUUUUUUCGCCUCCCUGGCUCACCGUAGAGAUACGUCAUUUGCAACGUGACACGGAAACGAAACCGUUGCUUUUCGUCGCUCGAACUCGUUGUUGGCUGCCUUUUGACCGUACAGGGCUGUCAAGUUUUGGAUUCAACAUCGUAGGGACUUCAAUGCUCGUGUGUUUCCUAUCUUUGUCCCCG
Messenger RNA from Toxoplasma gondii ME49, 3474 nucleotides. RefSeq lists its product as hypothetical. The transcript is spliced from 14 exons. The coding region runs from base 973 to 3207 and encodes 744 amino acids. The record is from RefSeq and is a predicted model, not a curated record. Lineage: Eukaryota; Apicomplexa; Conoidasida; Eucoccidiorida; Sarcocystidae.